Molecule: messenger RNA, 2642 nt
Organism: Periconia digitata
Lineage: Eukaryota; Fungi; Ascomycota; Dothideomycetes; Pleosporales; Periconiaceae
Source: the annotation of a GenBank genome assembly
CCCCUUAUCAAAAAUGGCUCGCUCAGUGUCUGUCUUAGCAGUCGUGGUGCUGUUCUUUUCGCUCUUUUUCAAACCAUCACACUCUUUACCUUUCCUAGAUUCCAUUCUCAAACCCUUCACCGAGCUCCUCGAAUCCGUUGCCAAUGGAAACGGCAUCAUCGAUACCACGCUCGGGACUUUGGAAGGUGCCCUGGGCUACGACGCCACGUUUGACUACGUCGUCGUCGGGGGCGGGACCGCUGGGAAUGCGAUUGGCGUGCGUUUAGCUGAUGCAGGGCAUACCGUUGCCAUUGUCGAAGCCGGCGGCUACUAUCAGAUUGGAAAGCCUAUAUUGGGGAGCACGCCUUUUGGCGAUACGAUUGGCAUUGGGUCGUCUGUGCUGGAUACCAAUCCCCUUGUUGACUGGGGGUUCGUUACUGCGCCGCAAGAGGGGCUGAAUGGGAGGCAGAUACACUAUGCGCGCGGGAAAUGCCUCGGUGGGUCUUCUGCUUUGAAUUUCAUGGUCUAUCAGAGGGGAACCAAAGGCUCGUAUGCAAAGUGGGCAGAGCUCGUGGGUGACUCGUCGUACGAGUGGGAUAACAUCUUGAAGUACUUUAAGAAGUCGAUCAGUUUCACACCGCCAAACACCGACACUCGACUUGCCAAUGCGACGACCAUGUAUGAUCCGAGCGCCUUCGACGCGUCCGGUGGUCCGAUACAAGUAGCCUACACCAACUACGUUUCCGCCUUCCCGACGUGGCUCAGCAAAGGCUUCGAAGCUGCUGGAAUCAAAGAGGUGAAGGAUUUUAACAGUGGAUUCCUCAUUGGCCAGCAGUACGGCUCGUCGACUAUCGAUGGCAAGUCGCAAACCAGAAGCAGUUCAGACCAGUUCAUCAACAAAGCCAAGAACAACGAGAAUCUCAAGGUGUACAUCGGAACGAUAGUAAAGAAGAUUUUGUUUGACGAGGCAAAGAAGGCGACUGGAGUGAGGGUCAGCACUGCUGGUAUCAACUACGAUCUCCUCGCUACGAAAGAGGUCAUCGUUUCCGCGGGGGCAUUCCAGUCGCCACAGCUCCUCAUGGUCUCUGGAAUCGGCCCGGCCGAUCAAUUGGAAGCUCUUGAUAUUCCGGUGAUUUCCAAUCUCCCCGGCGUGGGCCAGAAUAUGUGGGAUCACGUCAUGGUAGGCCCGACGCACGAAGUCGACGUCGACACUCUGAGCCGCGUGAUCCACGACCCCGUCUAUCUCGCAGAUGCCCUAUUGAACUACACGCUCGCGCAAGACGGACCACUCACCUCGACAGCAUUUGAGCUAGUAGGCUGGGAAAAGGUACCCUCGGAAUACAGGGCGAACUUCAGCGCGUCCACAAUCGAAGACCUCAAACAGUUCCCCGACGACUGGCCCGAAAGCGAGCUCCUCUCCGCAGGCGGCUACAUCGCCGACUUCGUCUUCCCCCUUCUCAUGCAGCCCGUCAACAACAAACAAUACGCCUCGAUCCUCGGCGCCCUCGUCGCCCCAACCUCCCGCGGCAACAUCACCAUCCAAAGCCGCUCCACCCUCAUCCCGCCCAUCAUAAACCCCAACCUCCUCGCCACAAAAACAGACCAGGAAGUCGCCCUCGCAAUGUGGAAACGCAACCGCGCCAUCUGGAAAUCAACCCAACUCUCCCCCAUCGUCCUCGGCGGCGAAGCUUGGCCCGGCGAGCAGAUCGAAUCCGAUGAGGAUAUUCUUAAUAUGAUUCGCGAAUCCGCUAUGACGCUUUGGCACGCCAGUUGCACUUGUAAGAUGGGCAGGAGCGACGACGUCAUGGCUGUGGUUGAUAGUAAGGCGAGGGUGUUUGGUGUUGAGGGGGUGAGGGUCGUGGAUGCGAGUAGUUUCCCGUUGUUGCCGCCGGGGCAUCCGCAGUCGAGUAUUUAUAUGCUUGCUGAGAAGAUUGCGGAUGACAUCAUUCGUGGGCUGUAACCACCUUCUUCCAACUUUUUUUUCUUUUGUUAUAUACUUUAUCCCGCUUUUCUUAUUCUUCUCCGUUUGGGGGAAAUGCUUCUUCUUCGUUUUCUUCUCUGUUGUUUGAGGUACUUCUUUUUUUUUGGUAAAUAUUUCGUUGGGAUGUAAGAUCAUAUGAACUUCCACUUAACCAUCUUGAAACGGGCUGCCGAUUGGCUGACUUCAUAUAUGCGUCCUCAUUCGGCGACCGUGGAUAUGUUUCUAGCGUAACUCGUCGGAAUUGAAAAGGAUAGUAGAUAGUCCCGCUGACAAUUUCGUUAUCAUUAUAAACUAUCGCUGUGUGUAGGAACACCUAAGCUCCAACUCAAAAUCAAUCGCUGACAAUGAUCGCAUGUAGUCAAUGAUAUCCUUAGAUCUUCUGAGACGAAGGGAGCUAGCACCAAAGUUCAUUUAGAGGAACGCAACGUUGUACUUGCAAAGAGAUCAGUACGCUUAAACAACAAGUACAAAUCCAUCACUUAAAACCCGUUGGACUCCAAACCAGUGGAUCCAAGACUAUAUAACUGCCCUUAGUGAUAGCCACUGUUAUCUAGUUUGUAUCUGUCUGCUGUCAGAAUACCUUAGAGUGCGGAUUAGUAUGACAAGACUAAUGCUGGAGGGACCCAGGUGUCAUAGUCCCUUUCACACCCUAAAACCCGACGUGGUGGGAAGUGGACACGUC